Sinocyclocheilus anshuiensis is the source of this 2560-nucleotide messenger RNA. Its product is annotated as cadherin-related family member 5-like. The record is from RefSeq and is a predicted model, not a curated record. Lineage: Eukaryota; Metazoa; Chordata; Actinopteri; Cypriniformes; Cyprinidae. Gene Ontology annotation, biological process: cell migration; cell-cell adhesion mediated by cadherin; homophilic cell-cell adhesion. Gene Ontology annotation, cellular component: plasma membrane; adherens junction; catenin complex. Gene Ontology annotation, molecular function: beta-catenin binding; cadherin binding; calcium ion binding. The coding region runs from base 396 to 2414 and encodes 672 amino acids. The transcript is spliced from 14 exons.
UCUUAAUACUUUUAACUUUAGUUGUAUUUUACAAUGUUAUGUCUCACAUUUCAAGAUGGCCUGAACUGUAUAACAUUUUGGAAACAGCUCUUACGCUAACCAUCUGCACACAACUAAAAAUAUUGUUUGUAAACAUCGUUCUUCAUUGUGAUCAUGGUUUAUGAGAUGUACAUGCACAUGUAGAGCAGCUGUGUUCAUAUCUGAGGCAAAAGUCCACCUGUGCUCAUCUUUAUAGCCAAUAAAACCGAGAUAAGCGUUCGUCUCAAAGGUUAAGCUUGAAGUCUGUUUCGCACAUUAGCUAUCGCUCACAACUGCUUGAUGGGAGUUUGAUUCAGUCGGGAAAAAAGGGAUUUGUCUUCGAUAUUCCUUUAUUGAUCCAUCAUCUAACAAGAAAAAUGGAUUUGAGGCCUAAAGGAUCUGCUGCCAUUUUCAUUCUCCUGGUUCUUUUCACACUCUGCAAGUUCAGUGAAGCGCAAAAUCUUUGCUCAGCGCCAGCCAAUUUACCGGUAAUUUUAAUUCCGGAAAACAACGAAAUUGGUGCCACAGUUACAACACUCAUCGCUGAGGAUGAGGUGACGGCCACAAUCACUAGUCAAAAUCCAGAGGGUCUCUUCAGGCUUGAGGGAUACAAUCUCAUUGCUGAUACUGUGCUGGACUAUGAGACAUUUGACCAGAACAACCCUUAUGAGGUGAAUAUUGAGUGUACAAAAGCUGGCUCUCUCUCUACCACACUGAUUUUGAAAAUAGUCGUCGAGGAUAGAAAUGAUAAUCCACCAGCGUUUGCAGAGAGUCAAUACACUCUAAAUGUUGAUGAGUUAUCAAACGUGGAUACCAGUGUUGGCCUAAUCACAGCAACCGAUCCUGAUAAAACUGAUAGACUUUACUACCAACUGGAUUCUCCUGAGGGAGAAUUUGACCUGGAGGCCAGUUUCAAUCCCAGCAUUCUGGUGAAAAAACUUCUGGAUUAUGACAAAAUUAAAAAAGUCACGAUGACACUAUAUGUGCAGGACACACCGAUUGGAUCUACAGCUGAAGUCUCCCACAAUGCCUCAACCACCAUUGUAGUCAACAUCAUAGACAUUAACAAUCGUCCACCGUGGUUCCAGCCUUGUACAGAAACCGAGUUUGGCACAAGCAAAAUGUGCAUGAGCUCUGGUUAUGAAGGGACUGUCAACUUAAAUGAACAAGCGCCAGGUCCUUUGUCCUUGAAGCCAGGUCCAGUCAUGGCCAUUGAUGGUGACCUAGGCAGGAACGAGCCCAUUGGUUAUGCAUUUCUUGGAGGAAAUAAGGAUGAUGUAUUUCAAAUCGACACUGACACCGGGAGCAUCACAAUGCUGAAACCAGCAGGGGUGGCAGGACCGAUUGUCCUUUCAGUCAUGGCAUACCAGAAAGAGAACGCCGAUCAGUUUGCCACCACUACAGUCAUCCUGAAGGUGGUGAUAUCCAGCGCGUUCCCUCCGACAUUUGUGAAGCCCAGUUAUGAAGGCUUUAUCUCAGAGGAUGCGGGUUUGGACAGCUUGGUGCUGGAGAGCAAAACGUCCAACAGACCCCUCAGAGUACAGGCUACAGAUCAAGACUUUUCUGAUGGCUAUAAUCCUAACCUCAGAUUUGAGGUUGUAGACGGCACUGACUUCUCAAUCACUCCAGAGGGCUUCAUACUCAUGGCGAAGGCGGUUGCCCCGGGCACUGUAAAUUUAGAAAUGAGGGUGGUUGACACAACCAAUGAAGAAUCAAGCACCGCUUCACUUGCGGUUGAGGUCACACCAGGGGGACAGCAGGUGAAAACAGGUGAGUUCAGUUCGGGCGAUAUGGCGGCUGUAGGGGCCUCUUUGGCUGUGGUUAUCGUUCUCUGCUUGGUUUGCAUUGGACUGAUGGUGCACCGAAUCAAGGGCCAUAAUGCAGACUGGAAGAAGAUUUCCGAGGCUAGCGUCUUCCGUAGCACAUUUGGUGGAGGCUCGGGCGGUCCUAAAGAGGGUGUGCAGUACUGCAAUGAGGGCUUCCAGCACGAUGGUGAUUCUGGAAGUGUGAACACUAAGUUAGCUGCAGACCUGGAGAACAAACUGGAGUCCGGGCUGAAGCCACAGCAGAGACGCAGGUCAGCGCAGGACAAGACGACCCCCAGCGCCAUUCUCCAGACCACCAGCGGCCCUCCACCCGACUCCAGCAGCCUGGCAGGUUCAGAAACCAUCGACGGCGAGAAGGAAGUUAAACCGAUCCUGACCAAAGAGCGGCGCAAUGAGGAGGGAUACAAAGCGGUUUGGUUUAAGCAAGAUAUCGACCCCAGCACCAAAGAGGAAGUGGUCAUCAUUCCCGACGCUGGUGAAGCGGAUGGAGGCCGUGAGGACGAUGACGACAUUGAGGAUGAGGACAACCUAAGGACUGACAUGGAUUCGGACGAUGAGGAACACUUUUAACACUUUAGGACAGUAGGAGCUUUCAAAGAUUCAUUAUAAGUUAAUUUCUGUGUUUUAAAGUCUAUACAAAUGUUUUCCUUUUUCCUAUUACUUUCUGUUAACAAGUCUGUAAAUAUGGUGCACAAAAUGAAUUUAAUUUUCAGUUU